This is a messenger RNA of Sipha flava (yellow sugarcane aphid), 1782 nucleotides long. It is a transcript of the gene Gmd, whose product is annotated as GDP-mannose 4,6 dehydratase. Gene Ontology annotation, biological process: GDP-mannose metabolic process. Lineage: Eukaryota; Metazoa; Arthropoda; Insecta; Hemiptera; Aphididae. The transcript has 7 exons. The coding region runs from base 366 to 1451 and encodes 361 amino acids. The record is from RefSeq and is a predicted model, not a curated record. Gene Ontology annotation, molecular function: GDP-mannose 4,6-dehydratase activity.
UGUUUUAUAUAUGUCUGUGGUGUUUUACGAUACUUGAUGAUACCGUGAUACUGAUAAUACUCCAUUUCCAAUGGUUUUUAGAUUUGCUGUGAUUGUUCCCGACCGUAUAUAAUACAAUAAGCAAACAAUACGAUUUAUGGUACGGUUCAUGACGUAUGCAAUUAUUAAAAUUUAACCGUCGAUCGGUUGGGCACUUGAUACAAUUCUGUAGCGCUCGUUUAAUACACGCUUGAUGCCGAAACAAAUCAUAUCUCGUUCGAAUGCAAACAGUCCUUUUGGUGCACGAUUAUUUGCUGCCCGCCCGUAUUUAAGCAGUAUUCUCCUAUAACAGACAACAUCACUAUUCGUAAUACGUGUAUAGAAAUAUGGAAGAUGGUAGCAAUGAGUUAACCGGUGUUAGAAAAGUGGCGUUGAUCACUGGAAUCACUGGCCAGGACGGGUCAUAUUUAGCUGAACUGUUGCUAGAUAAAGGAUAUGAUGUUCAUGGCAUUAUUAGACGCUCAAGUACGUUUAACACUGGUCGUAUCAAACAUCUUUAUUUAGAUCCCAAGUCUCAUAUGGAAGGCAAAAUGAAACUACAUUACGGUGAUAUGACGGACAGCAGUUGCUUAGUGAAAAUUAUAGGUUCUGUAAGGCCUACUGAAGUGUAUAAUUUGGCAGCUCAAAGCCAUGUGAAGAUUUCAUUUGAUCUAAGUGAGUAUACAGCUGAAGUUGAUGGAGUUGGAACACUUAGGUUACUAGAUGCUAUUAGGAUUUGUCAGUUAGAAGACCAUGUACGAUUUUAUCAAGCUUCUACGUCUGAAUUGUAUGGAAAAGUUGUGGAAAUACCUCAAAAAGAAACUACUCCUUUUUAUCCUAGAUCUCCAUAUGCAUGUGCCAAAUUAUAUGCUUAUUGGAUUGUAACAAAUUAUAGAGAAGCUUACAAUAUGUAUGCCUGCAAUGGAAUUCUGUUCAACCAUGAAAGUCCAAGAAGAGGUGAAAACUUUGUAACUAGAAAAAUUACCAGAUCAGUCGCUAAAAUAGCAAUGGGUUCAUUAGAUUGUAUACAAUUAGGAAAUUUAGACUCUAAACGAGAUUGGGGCCAUGCCAAAGAUUAUGUUGAAGCAAUGUGGCUAAUGUUACAACAGGAUAUGCCUCAAGAUUUUGUGAUUGCUACUGGAGAAAUGCACAGUAUUAGAGAAUUUGUUGAAAAAGCAUUUCAACAUAUUGGCAAAACAAUUAUAUGGGAAGGAACAGGGUUAAAUGAAGUUGGAAAAGAAGAAUCUACCAAUAUUGUACGCGUCAAAGUGAAUGCUAAGUAUUUUCGUCCAACUGAAGUAGAACUUUUGUUGGGUGAUGCUACCAAAGCAAAAACCAUACUAGGAUGGUCACCCAAGGUGAACUUCGAGCAACUUGUACACGACAUGAUGGAAGCUGAUUUAGAACUGAUGAAAAAAUAUCCAUCAGCCUAAACCCAAUUCAUUUAAAUUGUAUUCAUAAAAAAAAAUCCCGCUUAGUUUAAUGGUAUUUUUUAUGAUUGUGUGACAGUUAUGAUACUUUUUUAAACAUUUAUACAGUGCAUUAUUUUUUCUUAUUGUAUUUGAAUUCUGUUUAUUUAAAACAUUUUUGAUUGUAUUAAGUAAUUCAGAAAAUCAUGGAAGUGAUUUGUGUUAUAAUUGUAAUCGAUGUACAAUUGUUAGUACAUAACUUGCACCUUUUGGUCAUUUAUUUUUCCUACUGAUAUAAUUCAAUUUAAUAUCAUGCACAGUGCAUUAUUUAUAUUUAUUUUAAAAUACUGAUAAA